This is a messenger RNA of Colletotrichum graminicola M1.001, 972 nucleotides long. Its product is annotated as dihydroorotate dehydrogenase. The record is from RefSeq and is a predicted model, not a curated record. The transcript has 2 exons. Lineage: Eukaryota; Fungi; Ascomycota; Sordariomycetes; Glomerellales; Glomerellaceae. Gene Ontology annotation, biological process: 'de novo' pyrimidine nucleobase biosynthetic process. Gene Ontology annotation, molecular function: dihydroorotate dehydrogenase activity. Bases 1 to 972 code for a protein of 323 amino acids. Gene Ontology annotation, cellular component: cytoplasm.
AUGGACAUCCCUCCCCCUCCCGCGCUCGAAAUCUCCCCGCCCCUCCUCAACUCCGCCAACCCCUGGUGCACAACCUUCGAGGACAUCGACCGCCUGCACGCCUCCCCCCACACCGGCGCCAUCACGACCCGCACCUCCAUGAUCGGUGGCUUCGCGCACGACGACGCCUCCAACCAGUACGCCUUCUUCAACCCCUCCACCGCGGAGCCCUCCCGGGCUCCCAACGCCUCGACGCAGCGGUCCCCGCCGGGCGUCGGCGCAGGCGACGUCGCCUCCCUCAACAACCUGGGCUACUCCCCGCACCCGCUCGGGACCUACCUCGACUUCGUCGGCCGGCUGCCGGACCGCGUGGUCGAGGGCCACCGCAAGCUCGUCAUAGUCUCCGUCACCGGCUCCCCGGCCGAGGUCGCCGAGUGCUACCGCCUCAUCGCCCGCUUCUCCCGCACCACGCCGCACCCGCUCGCCAUGGAGGUGAACCUCUCGUGCCCCAACAUCGCCGCCGCCUCGCCGCCGGCCUCGGACCGCGCCCAGCUGCUGGCCUACCUCGCCGCCCUGCCGCGGGACCCGGAGAUCCCCGUCGGCCUGAAGACGCCGCCGUACACCCACAUCGCCCACUUCGCGGAGCUCAUCGGCGCGCUCCGCCAGGACGCCACCGUCGUGUCGCCUACGUCGAUGCUCAAGGGCACCGGGGACGGGGAGUGGGGCCCGCGGCUGCCCGGGUCGGGCCUGGGCGGGAUGGCUGGCGCGCCGCUGCACCCGCUGGCGCUGGGGAACGUCAAGACUAUCACGGACCUAUUGUUGCGGGAGCCCGAGCUGUUGCACAUCAAGGUCAUCGGCGUCGGCGGCGUAUCGGACGCGGACGGGUUCAGGCGGAUGAAGAGCGUCGGCGCGUACGCCGUAGGGGUUGGCACGGCUUUGGGAAGGGAGGGGGUCGAGGUGUUUGAGAAGAUUGCGUCUCAGUUACACAAGUAG